AUGUUCACUCCAAUACAACGAAAUUUCUCUUCCAUUUCGGAUUUCCAUUAUAUUAGAAUGCACAUGGAUUCCAUUAAAUUCACUGUUUAUAUUUCAAAUCCUUAUUCUCCAACAACAAAAAAAUCAAAGAUGAACAUACUCGUUCCUUUAGCAACUUGUUUCACUGUUGCGUUGAUUUGUGCUCUGUGUUCUAAUGUCAUUGUUGUUCAAGCAGAUCGUCCUGUUCCUCGUUUGCCUCUCUCAUUCAUGGCCAACAAUGUAACAGUUUCCUAUGCCGAUCAAAAUUUGAUGUUUGUCAAUGCCACUUAUUAUUAUGAUUAUUACUUUAGAAUGGAAAGAAUUGAUUUGUUGGACACUGAUAAGACUUAUUUGACCAACAAGACGAUUAUCAAUUUUUAUGGACCUCGUGUCCAUAAAAAGAAUUCUCUUAAAAAUUCUUUGCAAGUUCCAGUCACAACCUACGUCAUUGAUUAUCAAAGAAUGAAAUUCAACAACAACAAAUGGAUCACUCUUUAUAAUUGCACCAAGACCAAUCAGUAUUGGCAAUUUGGUUAUGCCAUGAAGGACAUGCCUUAUUGGGCAAUUCAAGAACAAGAUCCCAAUUAUUAUGUGUCAUUUGUCAAAUAUGGACUCGAUGGAGGAUUGAGAUUUGAAUUGUGGCAAGAUCAAUACAAUGGAGAAUCCAAGAUCUACCAUAUUAGCACAGAAACAAGAAGUGUUGAAUUUGCACAAUUGUUAAGAGCUCAAGAUGAUAUGGUCAGUUUGAACAUUAAGGGUUCUCAAAUACCAUUUGUGUUGAGUAGUGAAUAUUUUAAUGUGAAGAAUUUUGGGUGUGAAUAG
Molecule: messenger RNA, 840 nt
Organism: Naegleria fowleri
Lineage: Eukaryota; Heterolobosea; Eutetramitea; Acrasida; Naegleriidae
Exons: 1
Coding region: 1-840 (279 amino acids)
Source: RefSeq, a predicted model, not a curated record